This is a messenger RNA of Fragaria vesca subsp. vesca, 1205 nucleotides long. RefSeq names its product clp protease-related protein At4g12060, chloroplastic-like. The transcript is spliced from 6 exons. Lineage: Eukaryota; Viridiplantae; Streptophyta; Magnoliopsida; Rosales; Rosaceae. Bases 131 to 808 code for a protein of 225 amino acids. The record is from RefSeq and is a predicted model, not a curated record.
GCUUUCUAAUAGUGUUGAGCUCAUCUGUUAGUUAUUUGGGUGUUUCCCCUCCAAUCUGAAGCAGAGACGGCGGAGGACCAAAAUCCGAAUCAUAAUCUCAGUCGGGUUUGGGUUUGGGUGUUAAUUAAGCAUGACCUCCGUUUCCAUCACCCUGUCAGCUCUCUCAGUCUCUUCCCUUAGAAAGCCCAGCAAUUCGACACCCUGCAACCUAUCGACCUCGUUCCUCGGCAGAAAGCUCUCCAUUGAAAUUCCGCAUUCAAACAAGUUCGCUUCAAAGCAUCCAACUCCGGUCGCCACCGUUCUCUUCAGCCUCCCAACAGGGAAGCCAGAGAGGAUUUCUUCUGGGAAAACCUCACAAUGGUCGGCCAGAGCCAUUAAGUCGUUUGCUAUGGGUGAAUUGGAAGCAAGGAAGCUCAAGUAUCCCAAUACUGGCACGGAAGCCCUUCUAAUGGGAAUUUUAGUCGAGGGAACUAGUAUAGCUGCCAAGUUUCUCAGAGCUAAUGGAAUCACACUUUUCAAGGUUCGAGAAGAAACUGUGAAGUUACUUGGAAAGUCGGACAUGUACUUUUUCAGCCCCGAGCAUCCUCCAUUGACUGAGCCUGCUCAGAGGGCCCUUGACUGGGCUGUUGAUCAAAAACUAAAGUCAGGAGACAGUGGGGAAAUAACAGUAAGUCAUCUGUUACUUGGGAUCUGGUCUGAAAAAGAGUCGGCAGGUCACAAGAUCUUGGUUUCCCUGGGUUUUGAUGAUGAGAAAGCAAAAGAGCUUUCUGUAUCUAUGGACAAGGAUUAUGUUCUUAGCUUUAAAUAAGGGCGCCUUAAUGCCCUUCUCAAACAUCUUCUAAUCACACCUUCUGAGACAUUUGCUGAUACAAUGUCCAAAAAUUAUUGCUUCUUGGUGUAACCUGUUGAGCUGCAAGUGGGAGGAGUUCUGAAUUGAAUAACGAUGCUUUCUCUGACAUAAUUUGCAGUCCUUUGUAUAAGGAAGUUCAUAGUAUUCAAAAGCAUUGACAGGGGCCUCAAUUAUAGCUAGCUCAUUACCUCUCAUUUCGAUGAAAGAAAAAAAUAACUUUGUUUUUCUUUGCUAUUCACUGGUUUCUCUCUUCUGUUAUCAUCAACUGUACCCUCUUUGCUGUACUUUGUUUAGAUGUGGCAAUGUCAGCCAUAUUUUCUUAUGCUGCUGCCAAAGGAAUUUUCACUCUAAAAAG